Messenger RNA from Cyclopterus lumpus (lumpfish), 3810 nucleotides. RefSeq names its product zinc finger protein 236. Lineage: Eukaryota; Metazoa; Chordata; Actinopteri; Perciformes; Cyclopteridae. Gene Ontology annotation, biological process: regulation of transcription by RNA polymerase II. The record is from RefSeq and is a predicted model, not a curated record. Bases 438 to 3179 code for a protein of 913 amino acids. The transcript has 3 exons. Gene Ontology annotation, molecular function: RNA polymerase II transcription regulatory region sequence-specific DNA binding; DNA-binding transcription factor activity, RNA polymerase II-specific. Gene Ontology annotation, cellular component: nucleus.
AAAUAUCCUCGGCACGGGUAAGCCAGUCCCUACGCAGCGAGUGUAUGGGUGGAGGAGAGUUUACGAGACAGUUUCUAACGCAUCGGGAGAGCGUCCGGCGCGUCCUCCGCCGGCUCUGACGGCCGAGCUGCCGUAAAUGAUCGCGUGCGCGCGCGCCGGUGAAAGUUUAUCCUCGGGCUGCCGUUGGGGUUGCGCUCUCGGUGUCUCGGACCCUCGACUCUAAAAUGGCUGGCUGCGGGUCCGAGGGAGCUCCGGGGCGAAGGGAAGGAUCCGUUCCUCACCGCGACUGGCUGUAAAUAUACACGUUUCUCUUCUCCGACCGACGCGUUAUAGCGACGGCGUCGUCCCGGGUCCGAGAGCAGUCGGCAUGUCGUCACGCACCACACUCAGAUUGGCGUUUCGGACCUAGGACUAAAUAUAAAUGGGUAUGCGCCAAAAUGGAUUCUCAGUUGGCUUCAGUCCUGACCAGGGGCAGCCUGGAUGUCCAAAAUGGCAGCCACCGUGCAGAGGGAUCAGGGCCAGCGACAGAGGGCUUUUUGGACCCAAAGGAAGAAACCUCACGCUGUACUGUACCAGGUAGCCCCGAGCCGUGCCCUGAUAAAGAAGCACUAACCAUCAGGCAGUCUGCUCCAUCAAUCAAUGGGAAUAAGCCAGAGGUGGGCGGGACUUCUAAGCCAGCCUCUCAGGAAACAAGAACGAUUGGUGUGUUCAGACAGCCAAUCACAGUAAAGACUGGAGUGCCUGUGUUACGCAGCCAACCUAUCCGACUCAAAAUUGUUGUGCCCCCACGGUGCAACAGGCCAAUCACAAACUCUGCCAUCAGCCCGACCAAAGACUUUGCUCACUCACAUUUUAGAAGACCUGUUUUGGUCCCAGCUGGAGCAGAAACAAACUGUAAAAUCCUAAUAUCUGCUGUUAAGAAUGAAGAAGAAGUCACUUAUCAUACGACUGAGGAAGCUAAGCCAGAAUCAAUCCACGAGGAAACGAUGUGCAAAGAGAAACAUGUUUCAGGUGUUCAAAUCAUUCACACUGAUGGGUCAGAAACACCUUUAAUUUCAAGCACUAAUACUGUUAAAAUAUUGAGCCUGAAAGGAGUUAAAGAGGAAACUACAGAGAAACACAUUGAGGAAAAUAUUCCUCUAAUUUUGAAAGAUAUGGAUUUUAAGUCUUGUUUGACGUUUGAUGAAAUGGGAAUGGAGGAACAGACAGAACCUCUGGACCUGAGUUUGCCCAAGAAAAGAGAGAGGAGGUGUGAACGCCUCCUGGAGGACUCUGGCUGCGAGAGCUCGCUUAUUAUGGAGGUAGAUGAAUACGAGGGAGAAGGAGACAGAGAUAUAGUUGAAGAGGACAAUGAUACUGAAGGAGAGGUCUCUGUGCUGCGUAUGGACGCCACAGACACCCUUGAAGACUCCCUCCUGUCCCCCGCCUUCUUCUCUACCUCUGUCUUUACCUCCCUCUCCUCUAUAGACUGUGACACGAGCAACCUUCUUCUCAUUGACGACGAAGGAAUACCGUACACGCUCAAUCCAGACGGACUCAAAGUGCCGCAAGUCGAUGCUUCCACCUCAGAGGAUCAGGGAGAAGCAAUGGGGUCCCCACAAUUGUCCACGUUGGCAGAUCCUAGCCUCAGCCAAAGUUUAGAUAAUGCACUAAAUGCACCUUGUGAUCAUCUCUACAGCUCACCAGCCCCUGCUGCGGAUUCUCCAUCAGUAAGUGCUGAUCGAACAAAACCUCCAGAGGUCUUCACGAGUUUGAUUACAAACUCAGAACCCCCUGAUGUCGCAGAGCCAUCUCUAGAAACUGUUCUGGAGGCUAAUGCUGUGAUAUCAAUCCCCACCCAACCCAUUCAGAUCCUCACUAACCCUUCUUCUAACACUCCUAUUCUCCUGCUGUCAUCCUCCUCCUCCUCCUCCUCCUCCUCACCUCAGCUCUCCUCGGCUCAGGUGGGUCUCUCACUUCCCCUUUCAGUUACUCAGACCUCCUCCGGUGCUUCCAACCCAAUGUUUCUCCUCCUUUCGCCUGUACCCUCUUUCUCCGGUGACUCUGCCUCUACCUCCACCCCUAUCGCCGUCCUUGACCCUUCGACCGGUCAGUUGUCCCAGAUCACGGCAGCCUCGGCCCCCGUCUCCCUCCCGUUGCCCCCCAGUCAGGCCGGCGCGCUGGGAUCACCAUUGCCCACGCUGUCCCACCCCGUCAUCAGACUGAGCCCCAACAACGCCCCUGACAUCCUGUCAGGAGUGACCAAUAUAAACUCUGUUCUCACCUCUCUAACCGGCUGUUCGUCCUCUCCCGCUCUCCAAAACGACCGCCGCAGCGCACGCCUUCAUUCUCAAGUCAGCCCUUCUGAUUCAAAACCUGGAAGCGAAGCCAUAGCUGCUGAAGAAGUCUCAAGGGAAAACAACAAGCCAUCAACUUUUACAACAUCCUCUCCACACUCACAGUCUGCUAGUUUGACCGUUGACCCCUUAGCUCAGCCCUGCGCGGAGGCCCAAUCACCAGUCUCUGAGCCCCGAUUUGAGCCGUCUGACCUCCACUCAGAACAUUUACCUCUGGACGACCAUCUUUACUUCUCCGCGGCUGCUCCUCCCUCCCCUCCCAUCGGACCCAUUCUCCCCUCUGAUAAUCUUGACCCGCUGGAUCCUCUAUCUCCAGAGGGGUCACCCAAUGCCAUGGCGUCCCGCAGGGUGAUGUACUGCCAGCUGUGCCCGCGGGUCUUCUUUUACCUCUCUGACCUUGAGCGCCACGCCAUCACGCACUCGCAGAAGAAGCCUCACGUUUGCCAGCAGUGCGGCAAAGCCUUCAAACGCUCCAGCCAUCUGCAGAGACACAAGCACAUCCACACAGGACAGAGGAACUUUGUGUGCCCCAUCUGCGCCAAACGCUUCAGGGAGGCCGGUGAGCUCCAGCGCCACCAACGGGUCCACACCGGGGAGAAACCCUACCAGUGCCAACUUUGCCACACGCGAUUCGCAGAGCGCAACACGCUACGCCGACACACCAAACGCAAACAUCCGUACCACCAAGUAGCCAUGGAAAUGCUGAACGAGAGGCGAGACCGAGGAGGAGGAGGAGGAGGCGGCGGCGUGGGAUCCGCCGUGCAGGACGAAGAAGAGAGCGCCGAGUGGUACAGCUCCACGGUGUCCAAUUUGGAAAACUCUGAGUCUGAGAUGGAAACUUAAAAGAGUUUUCUGCAGAUAGACUCCCAACGUGAAGGGAAGGAGGGUGAUCAUAUGUAACUCUGGUUUAACACUAAACUGUUCUCAUUUAUUUACACUGAGCUAAUUUAUUUAUAUGAAUGUAUAUUAUUCCCAUUCCAUGUCGAGGUCAAAACUUCAGCCAGUCAUAAUUGAUUUUGACGUUUGCCUUCCUGUAUGAAAUAGUUGCAUACAUGUACUGUAUAUGAAAUGGGAAAGCUCAUGCUUGAAAUCAUGGUUUUUAUGUGAGUUCAUAAUAUUAAUUAGACUGCUAACGUGCACCCAUGAAGCCCCGUUCCCAAUAUAAAACCCUCAAGUGCUCAGAAAAGAAGGAUAACUUAUUUGCUCUAAACACUCCUCUGCUCUAGCUGUGUAUAUAAAGAGUACUACUUGUAAGAGCUGCACUUCUGCACUAUGUUAUGUGAAAGAUGUAAUCUAUCUUUCUUACCGUCAGAGACACUGUGAGUCAUUUGCACUUGUUUUAUUUCAAUAUUCACUUUUUUUACAGGAAAAUGCUUACUUUAACUUUUCUGCAGCUGUUGAAUUUUAAAUAUGUAACUCAUCAUGUGAGAGUUUGACCAAAUGUUUUUUUGAGUUAUUCUAACAAACACUUUAU